Notothenia coriiceps (black rockcod) is the source of this 4963-nucleotide messenger RNA. RefSeq names its product pleckstrin homology domain containing, family A member 5 (gene plekha5). Bases 1 to 3903 code for a protein of 1300 amino acids. Gene Ontology annotation, molecular function: protein binding; phosphatidylinositol-3,5-bisphosphate binding; phosphatidylinositol-5-phosphate binding. Gene Ontology annotation, cellular component: cytosol. The record is from RefSeq and is a predicted model, not a curated record. Lineage: Eukaryota; Metazoa; Chordata; Actinopteri; Perciformes; Nototheniidae. The transcript is spliced from 29 exons.
AUGGCGGCGGACCUACAACCCGAGUGGAUUUUGUGCCUCCCGUCUUCCUGGAGUUAUGGGGUUACUCGUGAUGGACGUGUCUUCUUCAUUAACGAAGAAGCCAAGAGUACAACCUGGCUGCAUCCAGUGAGUGGCGAGGCGGUAAUAACCGGCCACAGGAAAACUCCAGACCUACCGACUGGAUGGGAAGAAGGAUAUACUUUCGAGGGUGCGCGGUGCUUUAUCAAUCACAAUGAGCGGAAGGUGACCUGCAAGCAUCCUGUCUCAAGCCAGCCCUCACAAGACAAUUGCAUCUUUGUCGUCAACGAACAAUCCGCUUCCAAAGUGCCGUCGAAUGAGAAGAUGGAUCGGCCACUGAGCACCAUGACUGAGGCCUCCAACUACACCAGCGGCUCGGACUACGCUGCGAACCCCAACAGUCCAGCAGGAAGACCCUCAAGACCUUCCAAAAAAAUCCACAACUUUGGGAAGAGAUCCAACUCCAUCAGGAGGAAUCCCAGCGCCCCAGUAAUGAAGAGAAACUGGCUUUAUAAACAGGACAGCACAGGGAUGAAGCUGUGGAAAAAGAGGUGGUUUGUGUUGUCUGACCUCUGCCUGUUCUACUACAGAGAUGAAAAAGAGGAAGGGAUAUUAGGCAGCAUCCUCCUACCGAGCUUUCGUGUUUCCAUGCUGUCGGUGGAUGAUCACAUAAACAGAAAAUAUGCCUUCAAGGCGACGCAUCCCAACAUGCGGACAUACUAUUUCUGCUCCGACACAGCUAAAGAGAUGGAGUCUUGGAUGAAAGUCAUGACAGAUGCUGCACUUCUGCAUUCAGAGCCGGUCAAAAGGUUGGACAAGCUAAAUGUGGAGCAGUGUGGACCCCAAGAAAUCAACAAUGUAGCCAACCACAAGCCGCCACUCACACAGCCUGAGAUCCAGAACAAUGAGCUGAACCGCGAGGCUGACCGUGAGCACGCUGCAGCGGUCCAAUCCGCCGCAGCAGAGGAAGACAGGAAGUUGCGCGACGCAGAGCGCUACGGCUUCCAGAAGGACGGGGCGGAGCGGGAGCGUCCCCUCACAAAGAUCAACAGCAUCAAGCUGCAGCCGGCCCAGGCAGCGGCCGUCAAAGCUAACCUCGCCGCGCCGCAGACUCCCACAGAAGUAGACGGGUUGCAGCGCAGCCCCCAGGUCAACGGAUCUGCUGAGCACUCUCCAGCUGAUAAGACUGGAACCCCCCCUCAGCAGUAUACCCCCCCUCAGCAGUAUACCCCCUCUCAGCAGUAUACGCCCUCUCAGCAGUUUACCCCCUCUCAGCAGUUUACCCCCCAGGAGCCAGACCGCUCCUCCCUGAACAGAACCAGCUCCAUGCAGCAACUCGAGCAGUGGGUCCGCACACAGAAAGGACGCAGCCAGGAUGACGACACCAGGAGCAUUACGUCAUACCAGACGCUCCCUAGAAACAUGCCAAGCCAUCGGGUUCCUUAUAUGCCUCAUUAUGGUGAUGGCUACUGCAGUAUGCCCAGGAAUAGCAUGGCGCAGCGGGACAGCAUCUGCAGCAUGUCUCCAUCUCUGUACGAGCAGGCCCUGGGUCCCUCGCCGGGGGACAGGCGCGGCUCCAUGCGGGACGACACCAUGUGGCAGUUGUUCGAGUGGCAGCAGAGGCAGGCCUACACCAGGCCGCCGGCGGCGCUCUACAGCAACAUGGCCAGUCCCAAAACCAUGAUCAACCUGUCGGAGCACACCGCACCGAGCCACUCCAUCCCCCCCUCGCCCUCCCACGGCUCCCUGUCCAUGCACGGCGGCUACUCUCCCAUGAGAUCCUACAACAUGAACAGUGCUCGCUCUGAGGUUUCCUCUCCCGUUUACAGAGGAGACAUGAGCAUCGACCGACGCCAGAGACCACAACCCAACAAGUAUGCCUACCCCCCCGAUCGGAGGUCUAUGCCUGCAGGGAUCCCAGUCCAGCCUAUCACUGCCCAGUCUCUCCAAGGCAAAACACCUGAGGAACUGACUCUGCUGCUGAUAAAGCUGCGGCGGCAGCAGGCAGAGCUAAACAGUAUCCGGGAGCACACUGUAGCACAGCUUAUGCAACUAAACAUGGAUGGCGACAACCCAAAGAACGACAUUCUCUCGCAUCACCUCCAAAGGAACCUCAUGUAUUUGGACAAUCAGAUGAAGGAAAAUGAGCCUUUAAUCGCCAUGACUCACACUUUGAUUGAGAACUCUGCCCCAAGGCCUCAACUUUACCAGCAAUUAAGUCCAGAAGACUACAGGGAGCGCGCAUAUACACAUAUGCCAGAAGAGGUGGACAUUGAUACCAAACUCAGCAGGUUGUGUGAGCAGGAUAAAUUGGUGCAGACACAGGAGGACAAACUUCAGCAGCUGUACAGAGAGAAGCACACCCUGGAGACUGCACUGCUCUCAGCCAGCCAGGAGAUAGAGAUGGGCACUGAGAACCCGUCCGGCCUGCAGAGCGUCAUCCAGCAGAGAGACCUACUGCAGAGCGGCCUGCUCAGCACCUGCAGAGAGCUCUCCAGAAUCACAGCAGAGUUGGAGCGGUCGUGGAGGGAUAAUGAUAAGAUGGAAGCAGAUGUGACUCUGGCUAACAACAACCUCCUGGAGCAGCUUGAAGCACUGGGAAGCCCUCAGACGGAGCCUCCCAGCCAGCAGCAUGUGAGCAUCCAGAAAGAGCUGUGGAGGAUACAAGAUGUGAUGGAGGCCCUCAGCAAAAAUAGAGCUCAGAGAAAUGCUGAGGGUAUGAACUUGUACGGGUCCAAUAACAACUUCAGCAAGCACAAAAAUGAGGAGGAGGACUCGGUGCCCCCACGGCCACCCCUACCCCAGUCCUAUGAGCCCAAACCCCCCAACAUGCCCUCUCAUACUGGUGUGCGUCCUUCAACCCUGCACCGGCCGGAGGACAGGAAGGCCAAUCACAGGAAUGGCACGCACAGCGGCCCGGACUACAGGCUGUAUAAAAGUGAACCUGAACUCACCACAGUGGCGGAGGUGGAUGAGAGCAAUGGAGAGGACCGAUCUGAGCACGCUGAUAGAGAACAUUCUGGAAACAAAGGGAUGUCCUACCCAGUGGGAAUCGUCCCACCCAGGACCAGAUCUCCGGUGACUGAAUCUUCUUCAAUACAUUCAUAUGUCACCUUAAGGAAGAGCAAGAGGCCUGACCCCAGGACGGAGCGUCCUCACAGCGCGUUGGAGCAGCAGCUGUCAGCAGGGGAGAGCGGCCGGCCCAGGAUGAGCGUGGAGGAGCAGCUGGAGAGGAUCCGCCGCCACCAGCAGGGGACCCUCCGGGGGAAAAAGAAAGGCCACCACAUCAGGGGGGGCAGCCAGGAGCCCACUCGCAGUCACUCUUUCACUAAAGAGAACCAUUCUCGCAGCACGCAGUCACAACAGAGGCGUAGAGAGGAUGUGAUGAGCUUUGACAUCGAGGCGCUGGAGGCCUCCAUGAGGCAGCAGGAGCUGGUGCUGGAGCAGGAGACCCCGGCCGAGGAGAUCGCCCGUCUCAAAGAAGCCUCGCAGGCGGACCACUUAAAUAUGGACCGGGAGCUUUCAGUGCCUGACAAAGUGCUGAUUCCUGAGCGCUAUGUGGAGUCAGACCCCGAGGAGCCUCUGAGCCCGGAGCAGGAGGCUGAUAAGCAGAGGAAAGUUGAUCGCAUCAAAGCCCUCAUUGCCAAAAACAGUAUGCAGAAUGUGCUGCCUAGCUUGGCUCUGAGCCCCGAGGAGGAGACUGAAGUGGAGGUGACAGCGCAGGAGAAAGAGAAGAUGAUUAAUAUCUCCUACGAGCUGGCAGCAGAGGCCUCCAAACGCAGCAAGCUGGUAGCAGUGAAAAGCCUGUCGCCCUCAUCCCCAUCCCUACCACAGUCUCCUAACACACCCCAACUCACUGAUGGCUCUCACUUCAUGUGUGUGUAGUGGCUCCACACAGGCCCUGGCCUCAGUAAGAACAUACACAUGAAGGAAACAGCAGUGGAGGUGUAACAGGUUCCUGAAGACUUCCCCAUCAGCACAAGGCCCCAGCCUGCAGAGAGAGAAACUGCCCACUCUGGACUUCUGUAUGCUCACUGUGACGUCUCAAGCCACCAACAACAUUUUCUCUGUGACAUUUUCUUUUUUGGGCGCCAGCUUUGAUUCUGUUCUUGUUGCAGUUCCAUUAUCAGUUUUUACAAUGCUUUUACGCUCGUUCUUAUUAUUUAUAUGGUUUUAUUAGGUUCUUGUUUGGAAAGGGCCAUCGUCUGUCUGUGUAUAUAUGAGGCUAACGGACUGAAGGCCUGUAAAAAAAGUGUUUAGGCCACAUUUUUCAUUCAUGUUUCACCACCUGUCCUACAAGGUUUCAAAAACACAUCAUUUUUAGCUCAUUUCCAUCUUUUAUAAGUCACGCAGUUUGUUUUGCAAACAUCGGUAAUUACCCAACCAUCCAUAUUUAUCCGUUUAUUGUAAAGAACAUUUGUUGAUACUAAAGAUGACUUUAUAAGAGAUGUAGAUCCCUCCAUUAUAAUAUACGGAGGAGCCACUUUAUUGCUACAGACAAAGAUUCAUUGUAGUUUUCCUGUUUCUGGGUUGUAAUUAUUUAAAAAGGGAUCUUCUGCAGUCCCUGUCGCGUUGUUGCCGACGAGUAUGUGAAUGUUUAAGUCACUCUAUACUGUCUUUUUUUAUUGCUGAGAGAUAUAUUUAAACUGAGAGAAGGAAAUAAGAGUUUGGUUCUAUUUUAUGACAUGUUGGUUUGAAGUCUUGGAACUAAAAAAAAAGAUUAGCACAUCUGAAAAGCAAUAAAAAGAAAACGUUUGUGGAUCGAGGAUUUCUUUUUGUGUGUGUGUACAAAGUGUAAUUAUCAGAGGUUCACUAUGUAUAUAAUGUACAUGGUAUAGCAGGAUGGAAAGAUGUAUCCAACAUAUGGUUACGGACUAGAUUUGAUUUGAAAAUGUUCAUACUCCAUCUGUUUUAUAUCAUGUUAAAUAAAUGUUGCUGUUCUUAA